Perkinsus marinus ATCC 50983 is the source of this 534-nucleotide messenger RNA. RefSeq lists its product as hypothetical. Lineage: Eukaryota; Perkinsozoa; Perkinsida; Perkinsidae. The transcript is spliced from 5 exons. Bases 1 to 534 code for a protein of 177 amino acids. The record is from RefSeq and is a predicted model, not a curated record.
AUGUCCGCUGGAAAGUCAAGUUCGAGCAACACCACUCUGCGUCAACCCAAGGUGUCCUUAGUCCCGAUUAUCAUCCUAAUCUAUAUGAUGGGAAUGCUGAUUUGCGAUAUGACUUUCGACAUACAGGGUACAGGGGAGGAGUGUCGAAGCUAUUACUGCAGACAGUUUGAAAAUCUCCAAACUCCUCUGGGAGCCGCCAGGGUUUUUGUCCCCACAGGAGUAGCUGGUAUUAUCAUCUUGCGGGACUACUACCUCAACACCAACAACAAGUUGGCACCAAUGCACAGCGUAACCCUUCAGGCCGCGGCUGUGGUGCUACUCCUUCUUAUGGGGUUGGGUACCAUGGGCCUGUCCUUGAUGGCAGUACACUCGGCAUGCCCCGAUGGCACUAGUGAGCUGUGGGAUCAUAUCGUACGUCGCACUCUGUUGCCGGUCCAUACCGUUAUGGGUUUCACUCUAGGAGGAGCCGCCACCCUGCUCUGGCUGGCCCGUCGAGUUAUAGAGUCCAGUCCCAAAACUGAGAAGCUGGAGUAG